UCGAGUUCAACAUUUGAAUCAAAAGUUAGUGGGAAUUCCAUUCAAUAAUGUAUAUAUCAGUGCCUUUGUGGGGGCGUGCGUGUAAAAUGAUGGAUAUCCUCAUGUCAAUCAUCGUCAGUCAAGAAGCAAAUAAAACUUGUUGACAGCACCGAACAUAAGAAAGUGCUCAACUACGUACCAAUUAUUGGUUAUGCAAGUUUUUCUACUAAUGAGGAGUUUAAGCGCUGUUAAAGCGCUUAAAACCUCGGGAUAUAUUUCUGGAUAGAGUUACAUGGUCAGUUAUGAAGCAAGUUCGUGUUUGCUAAUGCUACACGCUGGGAAUCUUGGAUUAGGAUUGAACGCAUAUUUGAAGUUAAAUUCAAAAGACACUAUAUCGGCAGCUGUUCUUCACUGACGGGACUGAAGGAAACAGUACUUGAAAAAUCGAAAUACGUAGUUUCGUGGGAUACGUCUGCCUAAUAUAGGUCACGUCAAGAUUGUCAGUGGAACUCGAGUGUUCGUUAAUGACAUCCCUAAAAUAGCUGGCCCAGGGAAUCGAUACGUCAGUACAUUUGAACAUAACAGAUCCUACCUUACUCGCCGUCGAGCGUCGAUUCCACUUCAAUUUAACACUUAUAGUGUCGCCACAAAUAUUCCGUGAGCUUUAGUACAGCAACUCAAGAAAAGUUUGUUAUUUCUUUUGACGUUCUACUAUGAGUAACAUAGGUUACAUUAUGGAUAAUCGUAGCCUGAGAACCUCGAACAAUACCCGAAAUAGUACAUCGAUCAACAGGACAAGCGAAACGAUAGAACUCAGUGCAAGAGUAAUUGUAUCAAUAGCACUGAUGAUCAUCAUUAUAUUGGGAAACUCAUUGGUUAUUUUAGCGUACAAGAAGAACCAUCGUCUUCGCACAGGAACCUACACUUUUUUAGUUAGUUUGGCCAUUAGUGACUUUCUCGUUGGAAGCGUCUCACUUCCCUUGUGGAUCUACGGUUCAGUCCAAGGGUGGCCACUGCCCGAUAAAGUUUACACGUUCUUUAUAUGCUUCGAUAUAUUCAGUGCUCUGGCUUCGACGUUGCACCUCUCUGCUGUCAGCUUGGAGCGUUUUGUUGCGAUUUCUAAACCGUUUUACUACAAGACGAUUACCUUUCGCUCGUAUUUUGUCUGGAUUGGGGUUGCCUGGGGUCUGGCGUUCGUCGUCGCUGCACUUCACCCACGAAUUCUAAGCACGGUGCUCCCAAUUCCUAAAGAUUCGAUUCACUUCAUGUACCAAGUCCACGGAAUUGUCUUGUUCUCGUGUGGGUACCUUGCUCCAAUGGUUCUCAUCACAACAGUCAAUAUAAGGAUUUUUAAGAUUGCAAAGAAACUGAUCAGGAACAUGGCAAGGCCAAGUCAAGUGACAACAAACCGUAACUCGAGCUCGAUCUUGAAUUACACCCGGAGACGAUUACCAAAAGAGCGUAAAACAGCCAUAACACUGGUAAUGAUUACAGGGUUAUUUUUCGCCGCUUGGCUGCCAUUUUUUAUCGUUAACAUGUUAAGUUUGUACUGUUUAACGACAUGCCUUUCCCUGGACGAGCGCAAACUUCUCAUCAUAGUAGAAUUCACCAAAUGGCUUCAUUACAGUAACAGCGCCAUUAAUGCAGUGAUUUACGCAUUUCGUGAUAUUGAGAUGAGGAAAACGUUCAUAUCUUUGCUGUGGCCCUGUUGCAGGCCUUGUAAGGGGAGUCGUGUAGAUCCAACAUCACCAGGCCCGAGCGUAUUGCGAACUCGACACCACAGCUCUUCGUCCGUUUCUAAGCUGCCCGAGUUCCUUGCAGCGAAAGAAAAAGAAACAGAUCAUGACUUGGCAUGUUAAAUGGUACAUCAAUCCGAGGAGAAAAACAGCAACGACAAUAGCAGCAGUAGACAUUGAACUGUAGCAGAAUCAGUAGCAGCAAUGACAACAGCAGCACCAGCUGUUCAGGCAUGUGUUAUCAUCAUCAUCACUAAUAACCAUCGUCAUUAUGUACCAUCAUCAUCAUCAUUAUCAUCAUUAUCAUCAUCAUCAUGAACAACAAUAACUUUAAAACAUGAACCACACACCUUUCAUUUUCGCAUGAAAUUAAAAGGGAAAGUCCUGUCAGUAAUUCCUAAUCGUUAAUAGUUGUAUAUUAUUGUAAAUAACUGUAAGUAGCCAAUCCAUUUCCCUAAUAUUUAUGAUAUCAAGUGUAAAAGAGUACUCAAGUGUUCAUUUUCAGUGUUCAUUCUAGAUGCUCCUGCUAUUUUGGCUUCACUUCCUAUUUUUAUAUUUUUUUUGCUCCUUUUAUCUGUACCGUUCUCCAAAAUUAGCAGAUAAGAAGCAUUAGCUUUGUAGACACCAGUGAAGGAUUAUCUGUUACGUAUAUUAAUAGAACGAUCUUAUAUUAUUUCUAGUCCCCGAUUCGAUUCAGACCACUUGUCAUUCCCUUGAGUAUUAUUCCUUUUUCUGACCAAUGACACCUUAGAAGAGACUUUUUAAUGUUAGAAUAUGAAUGUGUCUCCCUAAACAAAGAAUCUUAUUCUCAAUGGAAUGAUGUGUUCGUAGUCUGAAAUGGGAAAACAUUAAUAUAUUGCGUACAAAGACGUAUUUCUGCUGUAUAUUUGUAGUUAGCCAGAAGGAUGACAAUAUGAGAUAAUGCAGAGCUUCUUACCACAUGUGGUCAUGCGUUGGACCCGUCUAAUUUUCUAUUCGGGUAGAUAGAGCUAUUAAUUUAUUGCUUCGAGGGUUUUCCAAAAAAUCAACCUCUAAAUCAUAAUGCAUAGUAUGUCUCUGGUUCGAAAAGCCAACAAGCAGACACUCCCUUUACUUAUCAGAUGUUAUAGAAUAAAUUAUACUUUCAUUUUACGAAGCAAAGCUGUACAUAAAUACCUGCUGUAGAUACCGUGUCAUGAAAAUAAAGGAAUUGUCUUUCCUUUU
Molecule: messenger RNA, 2918 nt
Organism: Actinia tenebrosa (Australian red waratah sea anemone)
Lineage: Eukaryota; Metazoa; Cnidaria; Anthozoa; Actiniaria; Actiniidae
Product: dopamine receptor D1.S-like
Biological process (GO): chemical synaptic transmission; G protein-coupled receptor signaling pathway, coupled to cyclic nucleotide second messenger
Cellular component (GO): plasma membrane; dendrite
Molecular function (GO): neurotransmitter receptor activity; G protein-coupled serotonin receptor activity
Source: RefSeq, a predicted model, not a curated record